Molecule: messenger RNA, 2283 nt
Organism: Phialemonium atrogriseum
Lineage: Eukaryota; Fungi; Ascomycota; Sordariomycetes; Cephalothecales; Cephalothecaceae
Product: putative phosphatase regulatory subunit-domain-containing protein
Exons: 2
Coding region: 1-2283 (760 amino acids)
Biological process (GO): regulation of glycogen biosynthetic process
Cellular component (GO): protein phosphatase type 1 complex
Molecular function (GO): protein phosphatase 1 binding; glycogen binding
Source: RefSeq, a predicted model, not a curated record
AUGCCGUACACGCCCCCCUCCCAUCGCUCCCCAACAUGUUCAGCUCCCACCUCGCCCGACACCAGCCGUAGGUCGUCCUUCCACACAACCCCGACCAGCGGAGCGCGGCCUUCACUACCCCGAUCGGCGUCGUACCUGACAAGGCAUCGGCGGACGGCUUCAGCCCCCCAGCCGAACAGUGGCAAUGUCGGCCGACCGACGCCAGAGGCUACAUCGGAGGAUCUGAAGAACAUGGUGUCAAGCAGCAGUGUCCGGCAAUCUCCUCCACCGGUCACCGACAGUCGGAGAAUGCCAAACGGCGCCAUACUGUCCCCGCCUGCGUCCUCCCCGGAGUCACCCUGCAGUGACGAGGAGGAUGGUCCCGAGAUUCGAGGCCGCCAGGUGGAGAACCUGAAAGCACUGCAUGAUGCCAUCAGCAAGAUCCCCCAACACAGGGAAACAUCGCCGAACAAGGCUGGCCCCGGAGAUGUCCUCGUCCUGCCGUCACACGCAACUGCAAUUGUAGAAGGCAUGCGUCACAGUUUCAGCACAGGCGCUCUGGACGAGCUCGCGGCAGGUCGCCGGAGGGCAGCCCACGCAAGAUCGGCCACCGAGCCGAAUGCCUUGAUCAUGAAGUCGGAGGAGAACUCGCUGACGACAUCUGAAGAGGAUUCGGACGACGAGUCGCAGCGGAAGCCCCAGAUGGUGCGCAAGAAGUCGGGUGAGCUUGUCCGACCUGCCCUGCGAGCCUCUUCACACCGGCGGCCCUCGAGCAUGCCCGGCACUCCGACUUUCUCCAAAGUUGUCCACUUCGACUCGCAUCUUGAACACGUCAGGCACUUCCUCCAGGUUGAUCGGCCGCUCGCCGUCAGCACGGGUUCAUCGCCGGCCGACACCUACGAGAGUGACACCGAGUACCCCUUCAGUGGGGCUUCAAGAUCACCCCCUUUCGAGUGGGAGGUCACCAUGACAAACUUGCCAGUGGAGACCCCCGCUCGGAAAGCUCAGGCUGUUCGGCUGGAACGUGUUUGGUUGUCGAGUGACCAGAAAUGUCUGAUAGGAUCAAUUGUCGUGCUUAACCUCGCCUUCCAAAAACACGUCACCUGCAGAUUCACGCUCGACUAUUGGAAGACCACGUCCGAGGUCGUUGCCGAGUACGCGGGCGAGAUCCAGCCAAAGGAAACCCCCGCAGGCCACGACCGGUUCAAUUUCAGCAUCAAGGUGUCUGACAUCUCCAACCUGGAGUCCAAGACACUCUACUUCUGUAUCCGCUACAAUGUGGCCGGCAAGGAGUUGUGGGAUAACAACGGCGGCAUGAACUUCCAGGUCGACUUCAAGAAAAGGAUGCUCCCCCAGAACGGCAAGAAGGGUGUUAUUGGCGCUGCCUCACGGGCCGCCAACGGCUUGCCGCGGAGCUCCCGUCGAGCAAGCCCCUCGACAGCUCCCCGGCCCAAGUCAAUGCCCGUCGGCCUCGACGAGUUCGGAGAGAAGCCCAAGCUCAGCUUCGACCAGUCUAUUCAUGACUACCUGGGCGAGUCCGCGCCGACGGGACUGAGGCUGAAGGGUGUCAAAUCUUCGGCAAGCAUUGCCAGCGAUAACCUCUCAUCCCGACUCUCAGCCCCGAGCGGCCAGGCUUUCGCCAACCGGUAUGACUUUGGUGCGUCUCUGACUGCUGCUGUCAAAGCCGCGAAAGCAGCCCCGCCUCCCAAGUCGGAUGGUCUAUACAUGAAGCCACACAGGGCUCCAACUGUCUCUACUACAUCCGACAAGGCCAAAAUCACCAAGGAUGCCAUCCCCAGUGCCCAGUCAGCGACCACAGCCAACAGGACGGCGGCUUCGGUGACCAGCUCGCCCGGCGGUGCAAGCAUAUCGUCGUCAUCGUACGAGGAGUUGGUCAACAAAUACUGCUUUUUCGGCUCGAAACCCCGCCAAAGUAGCGUUGACGAUGGCUUCAGCACCAACAGCACCAACUCGAGCAUCGGGAGUCCAGUGCAGGGAGUCGGAGCCCCCCUUCACCACGUGCAACAAAAAAUCACACCCCCCUCCGGCGAAUCUAGGAAUGCUCGACAUCCUGCCACAGCAGCAUUAAGCGUCUCAAUCGAGGCAACCGGCAGUCCCGAGGUCGGUCAAUCACGAGCAUCGUCGGCGUCGGGCCCGAGGAGCGGCAGGUCACCGUCCCCUGCUUCACUGGUGGGCAGCUUCAGUCCGUUCGCCGACGCGACGCCCAGUCCGUACCAGCACCUGCAAGAUCGGUUCCCGUUCUCGGGUGCCGAGACCCACGCUGCGACAGCGAUCAGGGGCUAG